This is a messenger RNA of Calypte anna (Anna's hummingbird), 1659 nucleotides long. RefSeq lists its product as uncharacterized. The transcript has 14 exons. Gene Ontology annotation, cellular component: cytoplasm. The record is from RefSeq and is a predicted model, not a curated record. The coding region runs from base 1 to 1647 and encodes 548 amino acids. Lineage: Eukaryota; Metazoa; Chordata; Aves; Apodiformes; Trochilidae.
AUGGACACCCUGCUGCAGCAGGUGGUGGCAAAUUGUCCUGAAUCCAGGGUCAGCGAGGUGCUGGAGAUGAUAUUCCAGCUGCUGAUAAACUUUUCCAACUGUGAGAGGCCCGAGGUUCGGAAGAGGGCAGUGGGCAGGAUCCGCGGCCUCAGCCGCUUCCUGACCGCUUCUUUCUGGGGGAAACACGAUCAAAAGACGGAGAACCAGGAAUUCCAGAUCCCAAACUUUGGGGAGCUGCUGGGCCAGCUUGUCCUGCUGCUGUCCUUCAAGGAGAAAGAGGAGGACACCAGUGCCAUGGCCUUAGAUGCUCUCUGGUGCUUCUUCAUCGAAAAGCACCAGAAAGGCACAACCCUGCCCGAGGACCAGGAAGAACUCCGACAGGACUGGGAAGUCCAAACUGCUGCCCCCUCCUGCUCUGAGGUUGCCAGAACUGUUACUGAGAUGUUCUCAGGGUUCCUGAAGCCCUCAGAAAGGACAGGUUUCAUCCUGAGGGUCAUGGAGGGGAUGCAAUCCUUCACCAUCUAUGACAAGGAGCUGGUGGGCAGCGUCCUGCUUGGGAUCACAGGAGAGUCAGUGCGCUGGAUCGUGGAUAUGCCCAGGGUCCUGACCUCCCUCUACCAGACCCUCUGUUCCAUCCGUUGGGACUCAGCCUGGCAGGGAGUGCGCUCUCUGCUCCUCAAGCUGCUGGAGCAGAACCCUGAGGAUGCAGUCAAGCUGCUGCUGGACACUGCUCCUCCAGGAGACCGCUCUGGGCUAGAUAUGUGGGAGAUGCUGCUCACCAAACCCGGGGCUGUGGAUCUGGUUUUGGUGGAGCUGCACAAGCAGCUCCAGCUCAGGCACCAGAAUUUGCUUUUCUCCACCCUCUCCGAGGACAUUUCUUGCCUGGCUCUCCUGUCCACCAUGUACCUGUCCCAGGAAUUCUUUGCCCAGGCCUACACCUUCUGGAGGUUCCUGAAGGACCAGACCCAGGACGUGCUCUCUGUGGCACUCGUUGGCAUGGCCACCCUGUCUGAGACUCCUGAGAUGGCCUGGAAGCUGAAGGUGCUGCUGCCAGACCUGCUGGAGGUGCUGGAGCAGGGGGCUGAGGAUGUUCAGCUGAAGGCCCUCAAGAUUUUCAGGAAUGUGCUGAGGGAACUGAGCAGGAAGGAGGUGACUGCCAUGGCUCCAGAGCUGCUGGACAAGCUCCUGCCUCUGUUUGGAAACGAGAUGCUGAGUGACCUGAGGGAAUUCUCCCUCCAGCUCUUCACAGAGCUGCUGCAGAAAGUGUCUGGGAGGAGGGAGCUGAAGUGGAGGAGGGAGCUGAAGUGGAGGAGGGAGCUGAAGCAGCGAGUGAGACGGGGGCUCUUCCACCUCUGGCUCCACAUGAGGGAUGAGAGCCCCAGCGUGGCCCAGGCCUCCAGCCAAGCCCUGCUGGCUGCUGCAGAGCUGCUCCAGUGGCAGCAGCUCCAGGACCUGGUGCUGACAGAGCAGACCUGGAGGAUUGGGGAGUGCUUGCUGCAGCAGGGCAGGAGCAUAGCUGAGGAAUACCUGGAGCAGAAGCCUGGGAUACCUGGAGGAUGCUCAGGACACCCUGAGGUUGGAAGCCAUCAGGUUCCUGGGCCUUGCUGCUCGGGGCCAAAGCCAUCAGAAGCUCUCAGAGCUGAUUAGUGCACUUUACCC